AUGGAGGCGGCGCAGAUGAGGCGGGGCGGCGAGACGUGCUUCGUGCUUCGGGCGGCAGCCGCGGUCUUCUCCUACGUUCUGCUGAUGGCGUCGACGGGGGCGCGCGCGCAGAUGCGGGUGGGGUUCUACGACAGCUCAUGCCCGGCGGCGGAGAUCAUCGUGCAGCAGGAGGUGAGCAAGGCGGUGUCGGCCAACCCGGGCCUCGCCGCCGGACUCCUCCGCCUCCACUUCCAUGACUGCUUCGUCGGGGGCUGCGAGGCGUCCGUGCUGAUCGACUCCACCAGCGGCAACACGGCGGAGAAGGACGCCGGGCCGAACAAGAGCCUGCGGGGCUUCGAGGUGAUCGACAGGAUCAAGGCACGGGUGGAGCAAGCCUGCUUCGGCGUCGUCUCCUGCGCCGACAUACUCGCCUUCGCCGCAAGGGACGCGCUCGCGCUGCUCACAAAGAUCUUCGCCUCCAAGGGGCUCAACCAGAAGGACUUGGUCACGCUCUCCGGGGCGCACACCAUCGGCGGCUCGCACUGCAGCUCCUUCAGCAGCCGCUUGCAGUCGCCGUCUCCGACGGCGCCGGACCCGACCAUGGACCCCGGCUACGUAGCGCAGCUCGGGCAGCAGUGCGCCGGCGCCUCACCGGGCGCGCUCGUGCCCAUGGACGUCGUAACCCCCAACACAUUCGACGAAGGGUUCUACAAGGGCGUCAUGGCCAACCGCGGCCUGCUCGCCUCCGACCAGGCGCUGCUCAGCGACGGCAACACCGCACUGCAGGUCGUCACCUACGCCAACGACCCGGCCACCUUCCAGAGCGACUUCGCCGCAGCCAUGGUCAAGAUGGGCUACGUCGGCGUGCUCACCGGCAGCAGCGGCAAGAUCAGAGCCAACUGCAGGGUCGCGUGAUCCGUCAUUCAUGGCGCCAUAUCACCCGAUAGAUUUUUGAUGUUUGUACUAAGAGUGGCGAUUGAUUGAUUUCCCUAUUCGACUUGGUGGUAGCUUUCAAUUAGAGGCUUUUCUUUGACCAUGUAUGUAUUCGCUGCCUAUUCUUUGUCCCAUUGAUCGGCUUGUGUUAAUUCUUUCUUUCUGUUCACAAAAUUGUAACUAGCCCCUGAGGGUUCAUGUGCCAAAUUAAUCGAGCUA
This is a messenger RNA of Lolium rigidum, 1131 nucleotides long. Its product is annotated as peroxidase 5-like. Gene Ontology annotation, molecular function: heme binding; peroxidase activity. Bases 1 to 894 code for a protein of 297 amino acids. Gene Ontology annotation, biological process: hydrogen peroxide catabolic process; response to oxidative stress. The record is from RefSeq and is a predicted model, not a curated record. Gene Ontology annotation, cellular component: plant-type cell wall; plasmodesma. The transcript has 2 exons. NCBI's taxonomy places the organism in Eukaryota, Viridiplantae, Streptophyta, Magnoliopsida, Poales, Poaceae.